UAACUAAACGAAGCCUAUAUUUCGAAAAAAAAAAAACUUGCAAACACCCAUCGUAAGUAGGCCCUCCCGAAAUACUUAUUUCAUUUCUUUCCUCGAUAAGUUUUUUUUUUCUCGCUGGCGCCAAGCUCGUCAAUUCAAAAAAUUCAAAAAUAAAAAAUCCGCCCUUUCGCAUCCAUGGCCAAGAACCCCAAGGCGGCCAAGAACCGCCGCCCCACGACGCGGAGACCUCGCGCCGCCGCCGCCGCCGCCACCGCCUCCGCCUCCGCGGACAUCGAGGACCUGGCGCCGCCGUCCGGGUGCAGGGCAGCAGUGGGGCUCACCACGGCCGCCGCGGCGGUGCGCGCGGAGCUGCUGCGGUGGUACGACGCCAACCGGCGCGACCUGCCAUGGCGGCGCGCCGCGGAGCCGGCGGGGAGCGGGAGCGGGAGCGGGCGCGGCGAGGAGAAGAGGGCGUACGCGGUGUGGGUGUCGGAGGUGAUGCUGCAGCAGACGCGGGUGCCCGUGGUGGUCGACUACUACUCCCGGUGGAUGGCCCGCUGGCCCACCGUGGACAGCCUCGCCGCUGCCACGCAGGAGGAGGUGAACGAGAUGUGGGCGGGGCUCGGGUAUUACCGGAGGGCUCGAUUUCUUCUCGAGGGAGCAAAGCAAAUUGUUGAAAAAGGCGAGUUCCCUCGCACAGCAUCAGCACUCCGUGAAGUUCGUGGCAUUGGGGAUUACACAGCAGGAGCCAUUGCUUCCAUAGCCUUCAAUGAGGUUGUCCCUGUUGUGGAUGGAAAUGUCCGAGUUAUCAGCAGGCUUUACGCUAUUCCUGAUAACCCAAAAGAAUCCUCAACUGUGAAGAGAUUCUGGCAGCUCACUGGUGAACUGGUCGACCCUUCUAGGCCAGGAGACUUCAACCAAGCAAUUAUGGAACUAGGAGCAACACUCUGCAGAAAGACGAAGCCCGGUUGCUCCCAGUGCCCUGUCUCCAACCACUGCCAAGCACUCACACUUUCCAACCAAAGUGCUUCCGUAAAAGUUACAGACUACCCACGAGUGGUUCCAAAAGCCAAGCCACGGUCUGAUUUUGCUGCUGUUUGUGUUGUUCAAAUCAAUGAUAAUCUCUUUCUAUUGAUCAAGAGGCCAGAAGAGGGCCUGCUCGCUGGGCUCUGGGAGUUCCCAUCUGUUCUUGUGAGCGAAGAGAAGACUGAUGUGCUGAAUAGGAGAAAAGAGAUGGACAAAUAUUUGAAGCAGGUCCUUAGCAUAGAUGUUAAAAGGAGAUCCAGUGUGAUCCUCAGGGAAGAUGUUGGCCAACAUGUUCACAUUUUCUCUCACAUUCGCCUGACGAUGUUUGUUGAGCUGAUGAUUUUGAACCUCAAAGAUGAUGGGGAUAAAUUAUGCAUGGAGGGACAAGAUAACAGCAAACUGAGAUUCAUUGACGAAAAUGCAGUCGACUCAAUAGGAUUGAUAUCAGGGAUCCGGAAGGUGUACAACAUGGUCAAGGCCUUCAAGGAGAAGAGGCCGAAAGAGCAGAGCCAAGUACCAUCGAGGAAAAGGAGUAGACGGCUGAAGUAGCAAAUCUUCAGAACUAAAUGCAGAAGUAACAUAACUGCAGAAGCAACUAGUCAAUAACUGAAUGCUGAUAUUAUCUUGUAGUUGUACUGUGUAUUUGUGCUGCUCACUCAACUAAAUUGGCCGCAUAUUGCUGCAUUUUGGCAAAGCUGACCGUGAGUUAGUAGUUUAUCUUAGGUGGAGGGGAGCACGGGAAAAAAAGAGAAGGGAGAAAAAAAAAUCCAUAUCAUCGUCUACGUGGCGUGUCACGUAGAUAAGACCACGGUCAAACGGGGAUUUAGAUCGGAAUGAUACAAUAAACCAAAUUUAGGGGUCCUGAUGUAUGCUUUGCAAGUUCGUGGAACUAAGUGAAAUCUCAUAACAAGUUUAAGGAUCGCUGGUGUAUUUUACUCUUUAACUGAACACCUGGUAGUCACUGCUGAAAAA
Messenger RNA from Oryza sativa Japonica Group (Japanese rice), 1977 nucleotides. RefSeq names its product adenine DNA glycosylase. Lineage: Eukaryota; Viridiplantae; Streptophyta; Magnoliopsida; Poales; Poaceae. Gene Ontology annotation, biological process: mismatch repair; base-excision repair. Gene Ontology annotation, molecular function: adenine/guanine mispair binding; 8-oxo-7,8-dihydroguanine DNA N-glycosylase activity; oxidized purine DNA binding. Gene Ontology annotation, cellular component: nucleus. The record is from RefSeq and is a predicted model, not a curated record.